This is a messenger RNA of Formica exsecta, 1221 nucleotides long. RefSeq lists its product as uncharacterized. NCBI's taxonomy places the organism in Eukaryota, Metazoa, Arthropoda, Insecta, Hymenoptera, Formicidae. The transcript is spliced from 3 exons. The record is from RefSeq and is a predicted model, not a curated record. The coding region runs from base 129 to 599 and encodes 156 amino acids.
CAUGUAUGCACGCUCUACGCAACGUUAUAGGUUAUAGGCAUAGGAGCAAAGUCGCGUCGAGACAACGUCUACAUAUCUCUGUACAUUAUCUUUAAACAAGUUCGACACUCGUGGAACGCUUGACGAAGAUGGCCCGCGCGGAUGGAAGUGGUGAUGCCGAUUGUAGUUCGAUCAUGAAGAAACUCGGCCUGCAACCUAUCACACGAUGCAGCCUCGCCAAGUUCUACGUGCCGGCAUUCGGCACCGCCUCGUAUACCGCGAUGUCCAUGAAUGUCAUGAACCCGAGCCUCGUCGUCAAAGUAUUUCCAAAAAGGGACAUUACAAAUGUCUUAUUGGUUGGUACCCUAGUUGGCACCGGAUCGUAUAUCUACACACGUGAGCAUGUAAAAAGUGCGCCACAGUCUAUAAGAAUUUUGUACAGUGUUACCGGUGCGGUAUUAUUGAGCUUGGGAUCCGUUUUGAUGUGGGCGGUGAUACGUUCUGUAGUGCCGCCAAGUCCUACCAUUUGUACGAUAGCUGGUAUCGGCACUGGAGUGGCACUUCUCAAAAUUGGCUCGAGCUAUCUCGAGUUUGUCGACAAGCAAAUAGCGAAAAAGUAGGCUGUUUCUGUUAUAUGCUUUCUGUUUUCUCUUUUUUUAAUUUCAAAUUUGUAUUUUAAAUUAUUAUGGAAAGAAAUUGUGUUGAACAAAACGAUACUUUAAAAUAAUAUUGAAUUUUGACUGAAAUUUCUACAGACGCAAAUUAUACGAAAGUAUAUCAUCCUUUUUACCAAAACUUUCAUAUUUACGUGAUUACGUAUUUACAUGAGAGGUUACAAAAAAGGGGAUGAGAAAUGUAAGUCAAUAUUUUCAUGAAAGCUCGAAUUAUCAUAUUGUACAAACUUGCGCUAUCAGCAAUUCCAGUGUUGAUAAAUUUUUUCGUCUGCUAGUGAAUGUGUUAAGCAUUUGCUACUUUUUGCUCCUCGACACACCGACAAUGUUACCGAUAUUUGAUAAAUUGUUAAUUACGCAAGAUAUAUUUGCAAUAUGCACGCACUUUGUGAACUUAUUAGAGAAAUUCCGGAAAAAAAUAUCGCAAGGAUCGAACGAAUGUAUUUACAUUUAGUUGCGGAUAAUUCCGGAAAAUACGUGCGUCGUAUGUUUUGUAAACUGUACAGCAUUCACAUAAGGAUGCAUUGUGUAGAUAAAUGUCACCAUAAAUAUAUACGAAUAUAUGAACCGU